Molecule: messenger RNA, 1026 nt
Organism: Chrysochloris asiatica (Cape golden mole)
Lineage: Eukaryota; Metazoa; Chordata; Mammalia; Afrosoricida; Chrysochloridae
Product: vomeronasal type-1 receptor 4-like
Exons: 2
Coding region: 1-1026 (341 amino acids)
Biological process (GO): G protein-coupled receptor signaling pathway
Cellular component (GO): membrane
Molecular function (GO): pheromone receptor activity
Source: RefSeq, a predicted model, not a curated record
AUGGCCUCCAGAGAUCUGGCAAUAGGAAUGAUCUUCUUAUCACAGACAAUAGUUGGCAUCCUGGGGAAUUUUUCUCUUCUUUUCCAUUAUGUCUUCCUUUACUUUACUAAAUGCAGGUUAAGGUCCACACGCUUGAUUCUCACACACCUGACUGUGGCCAAUUCCCUGGUCCUUCUCUCUAGAGGAAUCCCCCAGACCAUGGAAGCAUUUGGAUGGAAGGAUUUCCUCAAUGAUUUUGGAUGCAAGCUUGUGUUCUAUGUUCACAGAGUGGGCAGGGGGAUGUCCAUGGGCACCACCUGCCUCUUGAGCAUCUAUCAGGUCAUCAUCAUCAGCCCUGGAAACUCCAGGUGGACAGAGCUGAAGGUGAAAGCUCCCAAGUAUGUUGGCUUCUCCAUACUCCUGUGCUGGACCCUCCACCUGCUGUCAAGUACCAUUUGUAUUGUGUGUGUGAAUGGAAAUGGAGGCAAUCAAAGCAUCGCAAAGAACAGAGAUUUUGUCUACUGUUCUGCUGUAAUCCUCGAUAGUACCAUGAACUCACUGAUUGCAGUCUUGUUAUCCUUCCCUGAUUCUGUGUGUUUGGGGCUCAUGAUCUGGGCCAGCGGCUCCAUGGUUUUCAUCCUGUACAGACACCAACAGAGGGUCCAACACAUUCAUACGUCCAACAUCGCCUUGAGAUCCUCCCCUGAGACCAGAGCCACCCAAGCCAUCCUUGUCUUCCUAAGUGUCUUUGUAUCUCUUUACACCCUCUCCACCACCCUGCAGAUUUGUGUGACUCUUUUUAAGAAUUCAGGUUGGUGGCUGGUGAGCAUCUCUCCACUAUGUGCUGCAUGUUUCCCGACUGUCAGCCCCUUUGUCCUCAUGAGAAAUGAAUUGAGAAAUGCCUCCUGGUGUUCCUUUGCCUGGGUACUGGCUGGGAGACUAUGUGCUGCUCGCAGUGUGGAAAGACCAGUAUCCUUACAGUACUCGGUGGACAGGGCCCUUCGAGGUCCUGUUAACUAUUCAUUCUUCAUGAAAGCUUCACACUAA